UGUCGAUGCUCUCUCUUAAUAAUACGAAACCUUCUAUCACACACACACUCUCUCUCUCUAUAUACCUCUUCGUCUUUCUUUCUCUCUCUUUGCCCUCGCUCUUAGCUUCGGGUUCUGCUUCCAGUGUCGCUGGAACCGGCGCCAAGAGUUUUUUUUGCUGGCACUAAAACAAGCAUUAGUUUGUAAUAGCCAACAAAAUAUGGCCAUUUACCUCUCUAGACUGGAAUGGAAAUUUCUGACUCUAUGAAGUUGAAGCAUGGAAUCAAAAAUUUCAUUCCUUCCAGGCAUAGCAACACUUGUUCUUAUGGAAUAGAGGCCACUUAUGGAUGAAAGAUAUUCGUUAGAAGUCAACAAGGUGGCAUUAUGCUAUAUAUUGGUAUAGUGUUUUUUUGAAGAAUUAUUCUCGUGUCCAUGGCUGCUGAUCAGAGGAGAAAACGCGUAAAUGGUGCAAACGUUGUUGGUUAUGGUUCUAGAGAGCAGCACAGGAUCAAAAGAAAGAAUUUGGGAUUAGUUCAAAAUGAUUUAAACAUGAGAUCUCACAUCUCUGUUGAGUGGGAUGGUAAUCAGAAAAGGGUUGUUGCUAAGCGUGAACAGAUCGGCAUCAGUCGGAGACAAAUGAAACCAUUUAUCAAUGUUGUUUCUAAUGAUCACAAAGUCUUGGCAGACGUGAUUACAGUGCCUCAAGAAAUUUUUGACUUGGAUAAUUUAAGUGAAGUCCUUUCAUAUGAGGUUUGGAAGACACAUCUUUCAGAAAACGAGAGAAACCUUCUAAUGAAUUUUCUCCCUAGUGGCUCUGAGCCACAUCAAGUUGUGGAAGAAUUACUUGCUGGGAUUAACUAUAGCUUUGGAAACCCCUUCUUAAAAUGGGGUGCUUCACUUUGUUUAGGUGAUCUUCAUCCAGAUACGAUUGUUGACCGAGAACGACGUCUUAAGUCUGAGAAGAAAGAAUACUACUCAUACAUACAUAAUUAUCACAAUGAUAUGAUAGGAUUUCUAUCUAAGUUGAAGAACAAGUGGCAAAGCUGUAAAGAUCCUGAAAAGGAGAUUGUGCAAAAGAUAUGGAGGUCAAAGCAAAGAAUGCCCUCAAAAGUGGUUGAAUCUAGAGUUUAUGAUCAUGAUGAAAAUGUUACAGGGACAUCUGAGUCAUGCUCCUGGGAUGCAGAGGAAAAAGCAUGUAGUAGUGACAACCAAUUUUCCCCUCUGAGAAAAGAUGAUAAAAUUCAAAGAAGGCUGCUUGAAAAAGGCAUUGUCAAAGGUAAAUCCAGAAAUUUGAUGGAUUCUUUGGACAAUGUGCUUAGUGUGGGAGAAAAGCCCAAGACAGGAGACAAACUGCCCAAGCGUAACAUUCAUUCUAGUGAUAGUGACAAAUACAUGUCAUGUAUCAAGAUUAGUAGGCAGCAGCAUGAACUUGUUAAGAAUAUGAAGCAGUCUGGUAAAAGCAUCCAAUCUAGGUCCCUUAACCGUGUUUUGGGUAACCUUGAAACAAUUCAUGUGCAACCAUAUAAUAUAUUUGUCAAAGAAGAACAGAAGAAGUUGCAGGAGCAUUGGUUGCAAUUGGUAAACAAAGACCUCCCUGCAGCAUAUGUAAAUUGGACAGAGAGACAGAUACAGAGACUUGCUGUGAGAAAUUCUUUGGUGGCAGAGAUGAAGGACAAAUCAAAUCCAUUCAUAGAGGAAGAGGAUGAUGUGAACUCAAGGAGUGAACUUCAGGAUCAGGAUGAUGUGAACUCGGGGAGUGAACUUCAGGAUCAGGAUGAGGACAUCAGCUCAGGGGGUGAGCUGAAGGAUCAGAAUGAGGAUAACAUGAGCUCAGGAAGUGAGCUUCAGGAUCAGGAUGAGGAUAAUGUUAGCUCAUCAAGUGAGCUUCAGGAUCAGGGUGAGGAUAAUGUGAACUUGGAUGAUGAGCUUAACAAUCAGGUGAAGGAUGGGAGUCUGAAUGAUCAGUCUGAGUUGAAAGAUGAUGAGGAUUCUAGUUCUGGGUCCCCCAAGAACCAGUCCCUGCACAAUUCUUAUGUUAGUGGUGAUGAUGAGUUCAACCAAAUGAGCGUGGAUUCAGAAAAGAAUCUUCUUUUAUCAAAAUCAAAUAAUACUUCGCCAAAAAAAGAUGAGUAUUCGAGGAAUAUGAUCACUCGGGAUGUUUCUAUUGAUGAAGGAGCGCCUUUCACUUCUGGGGGUGAUGUCUGGCAAGGAGUUGGAAUGCCACAUUCAUACUAUGAUUCAGCUGUGACUCACGAGUACACUGCCAGUGGGUUAUCACUGGCUAAUCCUCAAGUUAGUGAAGAGCAGCCAACCCGUAUGAUUGAUCUUGAAGCUGAUUUGCAUCGAGAAGAGACAGGCAAAGAGUUGUUAGGCAGGCAAUUGGGUGAUGGGACCUUCAGUUCUUACCAAAGCCAGGAUCGAAGUGUCUUACUCCAAUCUCUAUACAAAGGAGAGGGGAUGUUACCUUAUCAUCAUGAACAGAAAGGAGCUGAGUUGGGUUUCCAGACUUCAAACAGUGUUAUGAUGGGGAAUGGCCAAUUUUCCAGUCAUUUUAAGGAGCCCUUGCAAACGUCACUGACAUUGGACCAGGGGCAAAGGAGAGCUACAGAGGUUUACAUGCCAGAAACCAUGUCAGAUAAUAUUUUUUCAAAUGGAGGAAGGUACUUAAUCCCCAGGCAAGAUCCAUUAAUCUCCAGGCAAGAUCCAUUAAUCCCCAGACAAGAUCCAUUAAUCCCCAGACAAGAUCCAUUAAUCUCCAGGCAAGAUCCACUGGCUGCAGUAAAUAUGACUGAUUGGGCUACUAAUAAUACUCGCAUAGCAGGACCAUCUCAAUCUCACUUGAAUACUGGAGAUUUUAUUGGUCAUAAUUGGUUCCCUGCUGAUCAAGUUCGUGGUGGCUGGAAUGGAACAGAUGGUGGUAGUAUUCCGAGUCAAAGUCUUGGCACUGGAGCAAACUCUGAUCAGAGUUUAUUUAGUAUUCUGUCAGAGUGUAACCAGUUACAUUCAGGUAGCGCUUAUGAUUCAGUUAGAAAUACUGACCAGUUUCUUGCACCCAGAACUUAUGGAUUAGUAGAUGCAGGUACACCAAGGGUGAACGCUGUUGCACCUCCAGCUUCUCAUCCAUUAGACUACUUCACCGGACGUGAAGCACCUAGUGGUCUGGUGCCUGAGGAUAUGGCAUGGAUACAUCAGAAUUCCUCAUUACAUGAUCAAUUGGGAAAGCCAUACUUAAGGUCAUGGAACCGGUAAUGAAUGUUUUACACCAAAAUUAGAGUUAAGCUUGAUGGCAAGACAUUGAGAAGAAAUGCAUAUUUGUCAUGUGAUAGUAUUUUGACAUAAGCAAGAUCCACAGAAGCUGGGGUAUACAUACCCUGAGAUGAGAUAGGUUUUGUACAUACCUAUACCGAGGCCAACUCAACACCAUGUACAUAUCUAGAUAUUAGAUGCGCAAGAAAGAAACCAAGUGGUUAAGAUAAGUUUCAAGAAUUUCAGGUUAUUAGGCAAGUUACAUAUUUUAUUCUUAUUUAUUAUUUUUUUUUUCCUUUGCUGCUAGAGAGAUAUUCUUUAAUAAUUUUGGAAGGUAAGAAAUGCUGUUGGCUGUUGCCUCUUUUUGAGUUAUCUUUACUUUGGGUACUUUUCUUAGUUUUGGUCACAAUAUUCAAAUGGUAAAAUGGUUUUCUCGUU
Molecule: messenger RNA, 3663 nt
Organism: Cajanus cajan (pigeon pea)
Lineage: Eukaryota; Viridiplantae; Streptophyta; Magnoliopsida; Fabales; Fabaceae
Product: nuclear factor kappa-B-binding protein
Cellular component (GO): Ino80 complex
Source: RefSeq, a predicted model, not a curated record